UUCAAGAAACUAGGGUUCCUCAUUAUCUCCAACAAUCAAUCAAUCAAUCUUUUUUGCAGAGAUGUCGACGACGACGAUGAAGAUGAUCAUGCUCAAGAGUUCCGAUGGCGAAACAUUCGAGGUUGAAGAAUCUGUAGCUUUGGAAUCUCAAACCAUUAAACAUAUGAUCGAAGACGACUGCGCUGAUACCGUCAUUCCUCUUCCUAACGUCACAAGCAAGAUCAUGGCUAAGGUGAUUGAAUACUGUAAGAAGCAUGUCGAAUCUCCCAAAUCCGAUGACAAAUCUGUCGAAGAAGAUCUUAAAACCUUCGAUGCUGAUUUCGUUAAAGUAGAUCAGGGCACUCUCUUUGACCUCAUCUUGGCAGCAAAUUACCUGAACAUCAAGAGCUUGUUGGAUUUGACAUGCCAGACAGUGGCUGAUAUGAUAAAAGGGAAGACUCCAGAGGAGAUUAGGAAGACGUUUAAUAUCAAGAAUGAUUUUACUCCAGAGGAAGAAGAUGAAGUUCGCAGAGAGAAUGCAUGGGCAUUUGAAUGAAUGAUAUAUUAUUCAUUCAUAUCUCCUUUCUCAAUAUUAGUACUACUAGUAAGUUAGUAAAUGUUUGCUUUUGAUAACCUGUUUUGAACAUCUUUUACCCAGAAAGAGAUCAUGAUGAUGAUGAUGGGGGUUGGAUUAUGAAUGAAUGAAUGAAUGCUAUUAUCUGGUUCUGAUUUCUUCUGUUCUAGCAA
Molecule: messenger RNA, 726 nt
Organism: Impatiens glandulifera
Lineage: Eukaryota; Viridiplantae; Streptophyta; Magnoliopsida; Ericales; Balsaminaceae
Product: SKP1-like protein 1B
Exons: 2
Coding region: 62-535 (157 amino acids)
Biological process (GO): SCF-dependent proteasomal ubiquitin-dependent protein catabolic process
Cellular component (GO): nucleus; cytoplasm
Molecular function (GO): cullin family protein binding
Source: RefSeq, a predicted model, not a curated record